Episyrphus balteatus (marmalade hoverfly) is the source of this 705-nucleotide messenger RNA. Its product is annotated as histidine-rich glycoprotein. The record is from RefSeq and is a predicted model, not a curated record. The transcript has 2 exons. Bases 1 to 705 code for a protein of 234 amino acids. Lineage: Eukaryota; Metazoa; Arthropoda; Insecta; Diptera; Syrphidae.
AUGCGAAUGCGAACUGGAAGUCGGUGCGGUGAGAUGAGUGCGCACACAGAUUGCCAUUAUCGUGGUGGAUCAUUUACACAAAUAAUGUUUGGUGCUGUUGCGCGGGACAAUCGCACCGCUCUUGGGACCUUCAUCUGCCUUCUCGCCCUCGCCUUCACUGUAGACGCUGGACUACUACACGGACUCGGACAUGGACAUGUCGACGAAUACUCAUCACACAUUGAUGCUGGACACCAUACCGAUGUUCACAUAGCCCAAUCACCUGCCAUUGUUAUCGAAGAGAAUGGAGUAUCGAUUGCUGCCGCUACCGCUGAUGUUCAUCAUCAUGCCGAUGUCCAUCAUCAUGCCGAUCUGCAUCAUGACUUGCCAGCCGCCAAGAUUGUCCAUCAUGAACCUAUUCAUCAGGUUGAACCAGUCCACCAUGUAACCAAGGUUGUGCACCACGAACCCCAUCACUUCUUGCACUACACCAAGCCCGUUGUCGAUCAUCACUACCAGCGCGAAAUUGCCCACACUCAUGUGCACACUGCCCCAUUGGUCAUCCGUGAUGGUCUUCAUCAUCAUGAUGUUCAUCAUGAUCAUCAUCAUCAUGCCGAUUUGUAUGCCCAUGGUGGAUCCCACCUGGCUUACUACUCAAGUUUGGGCAAGCACUUGCACCAUUACGCCCCCUACAGCAAGUUGAGGGUCAUCGAGAAGCAUUAUUAA